ACCAUCCUUGGCCAUCCAAAAAAACAAAGACGCAGACUCUUACACGUUUCUCUGUCGGCUUUUCUAGAUCCAUCUAUGUAAGUUCCUUCUAGAUGAGGCUCGAUCACCUCUGGAUGUAUAUAAAUUAGGUAGAUGGAACUUAAAUGGAAAGGCAAAUAAGGAGGCUACCUAUGGCACCAAGCAACAUAAACUCUCCAACUUCGGAUCUGACUCCCAAAUCGAAGCAACAGAAAAGAAAAGGGAUAAUGAAAAAGUUAAAACCAAGAAUUAGAAAGUUGAAGGAACAGAUGGAAGAGAUUGGUAAUCAGCAAAAAUGCAUCAAGGAGGAGCAAAGAAAAGUUACACAGAAGUUUAAAAUGAUUGAAUCCCAAUGUCACCACCUCAAGAAGGAGACUCAGCUCAUUUCCCAGCAGAGUGCUGCGACACGUUUUCAGCUUGCCCUUCUCUUUCAAAUCCUCAAGGCUAGAGAAGACAAUGAUUUCAACAAAGCUAAUGACCUUACUCGCUCUCUCCGUGAGUUCAUGAUUGCGAAGAACAACACAAAAUGGCCGAUGCAUGGACAUUGAAUCUCCACGGGAAUGCUAAUUAAUUAAUUACAAGAAAUUUGGAUAUCAGAUAUAUAUAUAUAUAUAUAUAUAUUCAAUUGCAUCUGUGUACAGUGAGUUGUUUGUUCUUGUGUUGUUUGAAUGGUUGAUUUUCUGUUUGCGAUUGUGAGGCGUCAACUAUCU
Molecule: messenger RNA, 728 nt
Organism: Rubroshorea leprosula
Lineage: Eukaryota; Viridiplantae; Streptophyta; Magnoliopsida; Malvales; Dipterocarpaceae
Source: the annotation of a GenBank genome assembly